Messenger RNA from Bacillus rossius redtenbacheri, 4590 nucleotides. Its product is annotated as mid1-interacting protein 1-B. NCBI's taxonomy places the organism in Eukaryota, Metazoa, Arthropoda, Insecta, Phasmatodea, Bacillidae. Gene Ontology annotation, cellular component: cytosol. Gene Ontology annotation, biological process: regulation of lipid biosynthetic process. Bases 1032 to 1688 code for a protein of 218 amino acids. The record is from RefSeq and is a predicted model, not a curated record. The transcript has a single exon.
UUAGGUAUUUUUCUUUUGAUGUGUUAAUUAUUCCUUAUAAAAUUAGUAUUUAAUAAUUAAUGAAUUCAUUAUAAAACAAAUAAUUUACUGAAUCGAUGAGACUUUGUUCAUUUUUUUUAUUUACUUGGACCCAUAAGAAUGCAGUAGUGGUAAUGACGUCAUCAAUGUUGUCACGGUAUCGGGAUCUAGAAUACUCCCUCUUUUGUUUAUAGACGUUAUUUCCUUUUUCCAUCCAUUUCAACUCCUACUAUCCAAAAUUUGUUUCUACUAAUACUUGUUGCACAUAUCAUUUCAUUAAGAUUAACAUAGCAUUACAUGCUAUAUGCAGCAAAAAGUACAUUUAAUACAAAUACUAAAUUUAUGUAAGUGUAUUUUUCCCAUGCACGUCAUUACAAAACCACAGGGCAGACCUGUUUGACAAGUCAGCUGUAGUACUUUUUUUCCUUUCUAAAAACAAUUCCAACCUUCAGUUGUCUGUAUUGCAAAAUUAAGAAAACAAAAUUUCCCAUUCGGGAAUAGAAAAUGUAAUUGAAAUAGUUCUCGAUAUUUAUUUAUUUAUUGUGACGGGCGUUAUUUGUUUCCUCAGACAAAUUAUUUAAACAAGCAUAAUUUGCUAUAUGUAAGAAUCCUGUGGAAAGUGUCGAGGAAGUGGGCCGCAUUGCAAAGUCGAUAAUGACAUGUGUGUCACGAGCGGGUUUAGCCAAUGAGGAAGGCGCAUUGUGGCGUGAUCGCCCAGCGGAGACGGGUGUGUUUCUCGUCGUUUGCAAAUUUUCAGUGCUUGGAAAAGACGGUGGCUGUUGCAAUCGCUGUUGGAAUUCGGGUGUGUAACUACCACAGCAAGUGUAGAUGUUAUUGUUAUUUGUGGCCAUUUUGCCAUCGAUAACAUAAGGUUAUUUAGGCUGUGAUUUUUCUCAGUACGUACAUAGUUCGGAAUUUUGUGAAAUGUCGACUUAAAAUACCAAUUGUACUUCAUCUGGAAGGGGGGAAAAAAUUAUUUACCUAGUCUUUUGCGAUUUUCGAGAGAUAUAAAGAUGUUUUGUAGUGAAAUGAACAUGAAUGGCCAGCUGGAUGUUUUGCAAUCGGACAAAGCUGAGUUUUCGAGGAACAGCCUCAUGCACGUCGUCCUGAAGUUCGUCAAAGCUGUCAACGACAUGAACAACACGAUCCUGGUGCCCAGCAGGCUGAUAGACCUGCCUUUCGGGGAGCAGGUAGACGCUUCCAGGAAUCCCGCCAGCGCGUUGAAGCGGUCCGACGGGAGACUGGCUUCGAUGCACCUGGGAGACGUGAACCUGUACGCCCUCUACACCAUGAUCAACUGCAUGAAGAACGAGCUGAUGUGGGGACAGACGCCCUUGCUGGACGAAGCGCAGCCCGCGUCGAGCAGUUCCUCCGCGUCGUCGUCGUCGUCUUUGUCGUCGUCCUCGCGCUCCAAGGGUCACGCGCGCACGCCUUCGUCCGUGUCAGUGGCCUCCAACAACUCCACCGCCUCUAUGUCCGACGGGGACAUGUCGGAGACGGGCACCGACAGCGACCCCCGGGAGGAGCUGGCCCCCGACUACUCCCGCCUGGUCACCGAGGACUUCACCCAGCACCUGCACGGGCUGAACAACUCCCUGGAGAAGAUGACGCAAAUAGCAAAGUAUCUGACAUCACGUUACCAGGACCAUGUGGCCCACGUAGAGUGCUAAAGACACUGUAGUGUUGUUUGAACACAUUUUUGUAUUGAAACUAUCGAACCAAAGUUAUUACGGACUCCGCCGCACGACUAAUUCAUUUAAUUAUUCUUGUAUUAAAAUUAGGCUGAUUAAAUUUUUUGUUUAAUUCAAUAAGCUUGUGCUCCGUUGAGUUUAUAUAAGCAGGAAAUGAACUGAAUCUCGUAACCUCUGAUCAAAUCUGCCGAUUAUGUAACUAAAACAGGUUUCUCACUGGAGAAGGAAGUAUUUUCACCUUUUGAAUUUUUUUUUUUGUAUAGAUGUUGUGUGCUCGACAGUAUUCAAGCCAUUUGUGUGCAGUUUUGAUGUGAUAUGUCAGGUUAUUUCCCAGCAAAGUACUAGGGUUAUGGCUGGCAUACCCUUGUGUCAAAAUCUUAAGUCUUACAGUGGCUAAAAUAAAUCUGUUCUGGUUUUAUUUCUUGUAAAACAUUUUAAAAACCCUUCAAGUCAAAAAUUUUUAUAAGUUAAUUUGUUAUUUUGUUAUAAAAAUGUGCUUUUCAUUUUAUUUUAAUUUUUUACUUUCUUCUGAAUUUAAUGGCAGCCAUUAUCACUAUGUACAGGGAAUUCACACUAAUCUGACCACUUCUAAAAUCAAGCCUUGAAUAAUGCACCAUUCUGCACACGUUUUAAUAUUGUCAGUGUCUCAUUUAUUGUGUCAAGUUGGCACCAUACCUACUUGUUUUAACAGCCUGUAAAAAAUUAUGAACCUUACAUUUGACUCUCAAAAAUCUAUUUGAUUUUUGUAGUUUCCAUUAUUUUGUCACAGUUUUCAUCUUGGUUUCCUGUGGGCGAUAUAUGAAUCAAAUUCACUAGCCAACAUGAAUUUAAGUUUGGUGUUUGACAAAAUCUGAAAAAUUUGUUGCAGAAAUGGAGUGCUCAUAAUUUAUCUUAAAAGUAUUUAUAUAUUAUUCUACCUGUUAAUGAUAUUUGUGUCCCUACUAUUUUAAUAGCUCUAUCAUUUUUAGUUAGUGUUAAAAGUCUGGUUGUAACUAUUAGAAACGCCAAUUGAAACUGCUUAAUUUUGUGUAAUUGUCAUAACAGUUUGUAGGUGUUUUAAAAGGAUAAGUAGUUGUGGAAACAAAUUCAGUAACAGCUAGGUGUAAAAGUAAAUAGUGAACCACUAGUUUAAAAAAAAUAAUGCUGAAUCCAUAGUUUUCAUUAUGCUUUGCAGCGAAGUUAGAUGGGAAGUGCAAGGAAGUGGCACGUGUUUUGUCGUGCUCUGGGCGCUGGUCAUGUGUACAUCUUCCAAAAGAGAAGACUGCGUGGAUUGAGAUCCAUGCGCUAGGUUGGUGUGUGGAGUGAUGUACAAUCCUGUUAUUACUCACCACUUGUAAUAUAAAAGGUUUUUCAUUAAGUUGUAGACCACUACUCAGUAUAAAACGUAAACAUAAUAAAUAUAGAACUAAAUUAGCUAUACCAUCGUCAAAAUUUCAGUUCCUGGUUGGGCUAUAAAAAUGUUGCGGUAAUAUUCUUACAGUGUUGCUUUUCUUUGAAGUAAUAAUAAAAUUGAAAAAAAAAAUUAAAAAAUUUUUCUCAAACACUAGAGCCGUUCCUGUAUUCGCCCUGAAAACAGAGUCUUAAUAUCCCUACUGGUUUCUGAGAAAUCAUUGUUUAUAUCUUGCAUCACUAUACCUGUGCAUUGAUGUAACCGUCGAAAUUUUUUUUUUUUACAGUUUAUAUGGUAACUAUUAGGAGGCCUGUGCAGUAAUGUGGCCUCCACCACUGUGCUUUAGCACAGCAACUUUAUUCUUUGGUUCUCGUGAUAUAAGUACCUGUAUAUUUUUUUUUAUUUGUAUAUUAUUAUGGAGUGGAAAAUAAAUUGAAUUUUAAAAAUUUUUAAAAAAAAGUGGGCAUCUACUGUGCAUCCAAACCCAAGCAGCAACCCUUGAAAUGGAGGAUAUCCCCCCCCCCCCCCCCCCCCUUAAAGCAAUGCAACAAGUCACAUUCAACAAGUCGGUGCUUUGCACCUUCAUACUUCUCAAAGAAAUCCAUGUCGAGGGUUGAUGCUUGGGUUUGAAUGCACAGUAGGAACUAUUUUUUUUAUCUCUCUCAAAGCACAACACAGCAACGGCAGCUGCAGCACAAGGUAUCUAAUAUUAAUUGUAAACAGAAGUUUCUUAGAAACCAGUAAGAAUUUAGGAACACUGUUUUCAGGGUAAAUACAGGAACAUCUCUUAGUGUUUGGAAAAAGUAUUUUUCUGAUUUUUAUUACCUAUUACUUCAUGGGAAAGCUGCGCUUUAUAAGAUUAUUACCAACGUUGCUUCAAAUUUUGUGGAGUAGGGCGCCUGAAGCCGUCUUCUCUCGGGGGCUAUCCCAACGCCCCUCGGAAAGACUCCUCUCCAGUAUGUCGGGACCCUGCGUAGACCAGGGACGCCACUGGUGCUUGUAGAGACUGCCCCCGCCCAGACACGGCAGCGUGAUCGGCAAGUGACUGCAUGCCUAGCACAGAUGCUGGAAACCCGGUGAAGUAACGCGUUUAAAAACGGGCCGGCGUUAAUCUUUGAAACCAGUCCCAGGUUUUUUUAAAAUAAUUACAGCGUAUUUUGUAUUUUUAUAUGUUUGUGAUGUGAAAUGAGCAGUUUUUUUUUUUUUUUUCUGAAAUCCAUAAAAGUAACCUUUUAAGUUCUAGAUAACUUCUGGUUGUGUAUCAAAACUGUCACCAUCGCAAGAGCCUUGGUUUCUGAAGCUCUUUUAAAUUUUUUUUAAGCAUAGCAAAUGUGUGCUUAUUUCAUGGAAUAUGACUGUCUUUCUCAAAAUGGAGACUGGAGACUGAGCUGAGUUUUUUCUUCUUAGGAAACUAAAUUUUUAAAUUAAAGGUUAGAAAUUUAAUGUUAGUGUGUGUCAGCUAAUGUGAGAAUAUAUUUUUUUUUAAAUCUU